Molecule: messenger RNA, 1224 nt
Organism: Amyelois transitella
Lineage: Eukaryota; Metazoa; Arthropoda; Insecta; Lepidoptera; Pyralidae
Exons: 10
Coding region: 1-1224 (407 amino acids)
Source: RefSeq, a predicted model, not a curated record
AUGAUGCUCAAGGACCAAAGCAGUAAAUCCGUCAGAUUGUUUCAGCCUGAAAACAACGUGCAAGUAUCAAGUCACCUCGCAGAUUUUACUGAAUCAUCCCCAAACGCGCUGCCCAAUUUCUUUAGCAAAAGCGAAUCAGUGGAAUUUCCAUGCAACUCUGCGCACUGGGAUUUGGGAUCGGGAGUCCCGACCGACCGCGCGCUGAAAUAUGCAAUUACACAAAUGUCGACAAGCCGCGCCACGCUCACAAUGGCACAGAAGACAGAUAUUUCACCGCGGAGAAAAUCAGAGAAACGGGUGUCCCUUUUCCAAGAGGAGUUAAGGAAUGUUCCUACCGAGUGUCACAAAGACGAAUGCAGACACAGAGAGUCAGAAAAACGGUCUUCGCAGUAUGAAGAGCUCAUGAGAAAGUUUUCAGAGUCCCACAAAGAGGAAUGCAAGGCCGUGUCAAUGGAUAUCCCGAAGGCGGCGCGCUGGAAGAAGCAGUUUCCCACUGGCUCCCAAUACGAAGGUACCUGGGAUGUCUUGGGAAUGAGCGGCACUGGGACUUAUACUUUCCCGAGCGGAUUGAUUUACGAAGGAGAAUUCUACGAUGGAGAGUUUCAUGGUACUGGUGAACUGCGGUAUCCCAACGGCAAAGUCAUCAAGGCGAAAUUCCGAAAUGGCAACCUUGUGGACCGCAAGCUGAUCUUCAGUGACGGCUUGGAGUACAGCGAGGGCGACUGGAAGUAUUGCCAGAUGCCAGACAGAAGAUACACAAUAGAAUAUGAAAUUGGAGUGCAACCUGCCGGUGAGUCAAUAAUGACUCCACAGCAGCCAACCAGGGUCAUACCACCGGGAUACUAUGACACCGGAGACGGUUUCUACGACUCCGACACCAAGGUGGUGUAUAGAUACGACGACCUCACUGCUAUUGUAAGAUCUCCAUCAGAGCGUGAACACAAAUGGAUCUUGGAAAACUGUCGUAUGUGUCCGAGCGACCAAGUAGGACCUCGAGCAGACCUGUAUGAAGAAUGGCUAGAGGCUGACCCUGACCCAUUACCUCCCCCCUUGCCUGCUGCCGCUUCAAAGUCAACAGCAUACAGGUUUGAAAGCAGUGAGACGCUACUGGAAGACGAUGAUAGUGAUACGGUAAGCACAAAUGAUUACUGCAUGUGGUUGCUGCGAUACAGAAGGUCCACUUUACACGCCAGUCUUCGUCGCACCACGAAACAAGAAGAUUGA